Messenger RNA from Clonostachys solani, 543 nucleotides. The record is from the annotation of a GenBank genome assembly. NCBI's taxonomy places the organism in Eukaryota, Fungi, Ascomycota, Sordariomycetes, Hypocreales, Bionectriaceae.
AUGCUGUUUGCAAAGAUCUUCACUCUUGGGCUUGUUGCUUUGGCUUCGGCAAUUCCUGUUCCCGUCAAACGAGACUUUGCCGACAUCCAGGAUGAUUUCACACAGGUCGACGCCAAGUUGACCUCGAUCAACACAAAGGUUGUCGCUUAUACUGGCACUUUGAGCGAGAGCCUUUCGCUUUACCUUGACAUUACGAACCUUCAAACCCUCCUCAAAGGUACUACUCAAGAUGUUAUCGAUAAUGGUGCCUUGACUGCUGCUCAAUCGGCCACUCUCAAUACGGCGGGCGAGAGCACUGUCUCUCUUCUUGAAACCAUUCUCGGCAAUAUUAUUCUCAAGAUUGACGUGAUUAAGAAUAGUGGUUACUUCGAUCUGGUCUUUGAUCUCCUCGCUGCCGUUAAGGAGGACGCGGAUGCGCUAUUCGCUGCUCUCGCUAACGUUGUCGACCCCUCCUACGCUGAUCAACUUGCAGCUCUGCAUGCGAGAAUCAAUGCGGCUUACCAGGCAGUUUUGGAUGCUCUUGACCCUCCGUCUAAACUGUAA